Messenger RNA from Parasteatoda tepidariorum (common house spider), 2466 nucleotides. RefSeq names its product AKT serine/threonine protein kinase (gene Akt). The record is from RefSeq and is a predicted model, not a curated record. Lineage: Eukaryota; Metazoa; Arthropoda; Arachnida; Araneae; Theridiidae. Gene Ontology annotation, biological process: protein phosphorylation. Gene Ontology annotation, molecular function: ATP binding; protein serine/threonine kinase activity.
GUGAACAUAUUAAAAAUUGGCGUCCUCGCUACUUUCUCCUGCUUGAUAAUGGUGCACUCAUUGGAUUUAAAAGCAAGCCAGAGCAUGGAUUUGAUGAUCCAUUGAAUAAUUUUACAGUCAAAGGAUGCCAAUUAAUGAAAGCAGAUAGGCCUAAACCUUUUACAUUUAUGAUUCGUGGCCUUCAGUGGACGACUGUAAUCGAACGCACUUUCCACGUAGAAUCGGAAAAAGAAAGAGAAGAAUGGAUGCAGGCUAUACAAUAUGUAGCUGACAGAUUACAAGAACAGGAACCUGAACAGGAUGUUGAAAUGAUGGAGCAAGAUGAUCUUCUGGGUAGACUAAAUAUUUCUACUCGAAUGUUUGGCACUAAAGGAAAAAAAAUUACUUUAGACAACUUUGAAUUUUUAAAAGUCCUUGGGAAAGGAACUUUUGGCAAAGUUAUUUUAUGCCGAGAAAAAUCUUCUGGCUCACUAUAUGCUAUAAAAGUUUUAAAAAAGGAAGUAAUUAUAGCAAAAGAUGAAGUGGCUCAUACACUGACAGAAAAUAGAGUUCUUAGAAAUACUGAUCACCCAUUUUUGAUAUCUUUGAAAUACUCCUUUCAAACAUCUGAUCGCUUGUGUUUUGUGAUGGAAUAUGUGAAUGGUGGUGAACUGUUUUUCCAUCUCUCUCGUGAAAGGAUAUUCAGUGAAGAGAGAACUCGAUUCUAUGGUGCUGAAAUUCUUUUAGCCUUAGACUAUCUUCAUACAGAAGGAAUCAUCUACAGGGAUUUGAAACUUGAAAACUUACUUCUUGAUAAGGAUGGUCACAUAAAAAUAGCUGAUUUUGGACUCUGCAAGGAGGAUAUUAGUUAUGGAGCAACAACCAAGACAUUUUGUGGGACUCCAGAGUAUUUGGCACCAGAGGUUCUUGAGGAUACGCAUUAUGGCCGUGCUGUUGACUGGUGGGGUCUGGGUGUAGUCAUGUACGAAAUGAUGUGUGGACGGUUGCCAUUUUAUAACAGAGACCAUGACAUUCUCUUUGAAUUGAUACUGAUAGAAGAAGUUAAAUUUCCUAAGUCACUAUCACCUGAAGCUAAAUCUUUGUUAAGUGGAUUGCUUGUCAAGGAUCCAAAAAAGAGGCUUGGAGGUGGUCCAGAUGAUGCAAAAGAAGUUAUGCUAGAUCCUUUUUUUCGUUCUAUGCCAUGGCAAGAUCUUUUAGAAAAAAAGGUGACGCCUCCUUUUAAACCACAAGUGACCUCUGAUACAGAUACUCGGUACUUUGAUCAAGAAUUCACUGGUGAAUCAGUUGAAUUGACACCUCCUGAUCAAGGUCCUCUGAAUUCCAUUUCUGAAGAAAUGGAACAGCCAUAUUUCCAGCAAUUCUCUUUCCACGGAAGCACGGGAACUCUCGGAAAGGGUAUCGACCAGUAGCCCCCCCCCCUCUUUACUGGCAAUAUAUAAAAUGACAUUAGUAAGAAUUUCUUUACACUUUGAUUCGGUGCUCUAACAUUCACCCACUUUGCUUCACUCUAUUUUUAAAACGACAGUUUGUUUCCUUGCAUUUAAGACAGAAAAACAAUGAAAAAAAGAAGAAAAACAUUUUUUCAGAAAAUAGCUUUUACUCAAAACUGAUAGAAGCGCAUUCUUUAAAAAAAUAAUGGUAGAAAUCUUUCAAAAAUGACGAAAGCCUUUUUUUUUUCCAAUAAUGAAAGAAGCAAUAUUGAAGGAAGCAAUCUUUUAAAACUGAAAGAAGCAUUAUUUUAAAAAUGAUAAAAGCCUUCUUUCAAAAAUGAUGGAAGCAAUCUUUUUCAAAAAUAAUGGAAGCCUUUUUUUUUUUUGUUCAAAAUUGAAGAAAGAAUUUUGAAAGCAUUUGUUUGAAGUAUGCCAUAUUUACUCCAAUAAAUGUAAAACCAAAAUAUAGUGUUGUCUGUGACUAAAAAAAGUUGAUGAGAGAUGAUACAGUGUGAUGAUGUAUUGCAGCUAUACAUGCAUAAACUGUAACUGUGUUCGUGAUAUACAAAAAAAAGUGGUGCAAAAUGCCAACAAUGUUUACUGAAUCAAAAACAUUUUUAUAAAGAAAUUCCUAAAGUAGUAGAGAUUAUUUUUUAAGAAAAAACAAAUAUGUAUAAUAAUCUAACCUGCUUGACUGAGAAUGUGCAGAAUGAAAUACGUAUAGAGUGUCAAAGAAAAUUAUAUUACUUCAAAUAUUUUUGUGAAAAAAAAAAGUUAGAUUGAAUUUAAAAUGUGUUCUGUACAGUUUCAAUUUUGUAUUUUAUUAGGAAGAAAAUAAUUAAAGAAAAUGGUUAGAUUUCUACUGAUGUUUUGUUUUAUGCAAACACAAUUUGUUAUUAGGAUAUUAUUCUUGUUCAAAAUGAAUUAUUCCUGUUUUUUGCUCUCUUUAUUGGCAUGAAAUUGUUAGCAGUAUUUUAACAGAUGAAUCCUUCCCUAAUAAAACUGUUUUAUUUUUGAUUAAAUGCUUUAAAAAUUA